Cuscuta campestris is the source of this 925-nucleotide messenger RNA. The record is from the annotation of a GenBank genome assembly. NCBI's taxonomy places the organism in Eukaryota, Viridiplantae, Streptophyta, Magnoliopsida, Solanales, Convolvulaceae.
CGUCGCCAAAGCAGCCAUCUUCAAGACACUUGACCCCAUCACCUUCUCCAAAAUUAAGCACCUCAAGACUGCCAUGGAGAUAUGGCAAGGUCUUGGGAAGCUAUGUGAGGGUUCAGAGGACUUGAGAAAGCAGAAGAUAGAAGUCCUGCUUGAGAAGUUCAAAAGCUUCAAAAUGCUUCCCGGAGAAUCAUUUGAUAUGCUGGAUGAAAGAUUCCACAAAAUCUUGAAUGAUCUUGCAUCACUUAACCACGUUCUUUCUCCCAAAGAAAAGAAUGUAAGGUUGCUGAGAUCUCUUCCAACUGAGUGGUACACCAAAGCCACAGCCAUGGAAGAAGGAAGAAAUCUGGAGAACUACACUGUUCAAGGUCUUCUUGAUGAGCUCAGAACCUAUGAGCACGAGCUGAAGAAGAAGAAGGAAGAACAAGUCACUCCCUUCCCCACGGCACUGAUGACAACUCCAAGAGUCCCAUCAAGUGAAGGGACAUGCCCAAGGAACUGUGACACACCCUCCUCCAGCCAGCCGUCAAGUUCAAAAAUGGAGAACUACGAUGAGGAAUUUGCCAUGAUGGUCAAGCAAUUCCGGAAGUUCAAAAAGUUCUUCAAGAAAGCUGACUCAGUCAGAAGGCCAUCCAAGGGAAAGCCACAGGUAAGUGACUCUCCUCCUGAAUCUUAUUUGUGUUACAAUUGCAGGAAGCCCGGCCACUGGAAGUCAGCGUGCCCGUACCCAAAAGUGGAGAAGUACGGAGAAAGAGAAAGGAACGAGAAGAAAAAGAAGUGACGAGUCAUCCAGCUCAAGCUCGGAUGAAGAAGCUCUCGUCUGCAUGGAGCGCAGAGCUGAAAAGUCCAACCAUGAGGAUAGGUGGACCAUGUCAGAAGAUGACACUCUCUGCCUAAUGGCCAAAGAUGAUGCUGAUCAAGAGGUAAC